Messenger RNA from Schistosoma intercalatum, 885 nucleotides. NCBI's taxonomy places the organism in Eukaryota, Metazoa, Platyhelminthes, Trematoda, Strigeidida, Schistosomatidae. The record is from the annotation of a GenBank genome assembly.
AUGGCCAAAGAUUUAUUCGCAGUCCUACGACAGAAUAACGAACUACCAAAUCUUCCAUCAUCAGAAGAAGCCGUCGUAGUAGAUGGUGGUUCUCAAAUGGAUCUUUUCUUUAGUGAAGUUGAAUGGAUUCGAAGAGAAAUUGAAAAGACUCGCAUAGAAAUAAGUCAAGUUAAAACAAAACAUGGUGAAAUUUUGUCAGCACUUCAACAAAAUCCAAAAACAAAAACACAACUAGAAGAAUUAAAUGAGAGUAUUACACGUUCAGCUAAAGAAAUUCGACUUAAGCUAAAAUCAUUGGAACAAACAAUCAGAGAACAAGAAGCUAAAGAUGCUACAUCCGCUGAUUUACGUAUUCGUAAAACUCAGCAUUUUGCAAAUAUUAAAUUAUUCAUGGAUGCUAUGACCGAUUAUAAUAAUAUUCAAAUUGAUUUUCGUGAUGCUAACAAAGCUCGUAUCAAACGACAAUUGGAAAUAGCUCAACGGUCAGUUACAGAUAAUGAACUGGAAAAUAUGCUUGAAUCUGGAAAUCCACAGAUUUUUACUCAAGGAAUUAUAACAGAUACUCAACAAGCUCGUCAAAAUCUAGCCGAUAUUGAAGCACGUCAUGAAGAUAUUAUGAAACUAGAAAAGAGUAUUCGAGAAUUACACGAUUUAUUUAUCGAUAUGGCUUCAUUGAUUGAAACACAAGGUGAACUUGUUGAUCGAAUCGAUGUCAACGUUAAACAAACACAGGAUUACGUUGCUGAGGCUCGACAGGAAACUAAAAAGGCAGUUGUAUACAAGAAAAAAUCUCGGAAAAAAAUGAUUCUAUUAAUUGCAAUCGGUGGUAGAGCAUCAUUAAUUCUUUUCAUUAUUCUAUUGUCUACAAUUAUACCAAAGAUGUAA